GUCAGGGACUGAAACUGCAUCCUAGGCAUGUGCCCUGACCUGGAAUUGAACCUGGUGACAUUUUUGGUUUUCGGAAUGACGUCCAGCCAACUGAGCCAUGCUGGUCAGGGCUAAUUUAGUGAUUUUAGUGAGAGAGACGGGGGAGAGAGAGAAACAUCUAUUUGUUUUACAUGUUUAUGCACUCAUAGGUUGAUUCUCGUAUGUGCCCUGACCAGGGAUUGAACCUUCGACCUUGACAUAUUGGGAUGACUUUCUAACCAACUGCCUAGCCAGGGCCAUUAUAUAUGACUUGAAAACAAGGGACAGAGUCACCAUCCCGCCCCUGGCUUUCUGCAUUCCUGGCACACAGGGAUGUCUUCUAGGCCUUGAAGGCUUCAAGACUUAAGUGACCACAAAAAGCAACAGGGAUUCAUUCCCCUUACCAUCGCCCUCACCCCCAUCUGUGCCCUGGAGAGGAGACCGGAAAGUCCUGAGGAAGCCCAGCCUACUUCCUGGCCUGCUCUGGAGUAAGGAGGUGGGAGCAGUAGUUUUCUCCCCAGGUGCCCCUGGUCAACCUCAAAUAACAAGGCAAAUCCCUUCCAUUUGUUUCCUGCUUACAAGAACACCUUUUGCUGCAGCGGAGAUCAUCUUGUUAUCCAUAACACAGGCAGAUAUUAAAUAGGGCUCUCGCCACGUGUCAGGCACUGUGCUAAGCAUGUUAGAUGCUCAUGAAACCUCUAAAAGUAAAACCAUGAAAAAACAGGUACAGAGAGAUCUAGUAAUGUGCCUGAAGCUACACCACUAGUGUGGAAGCAAAGGUUCUCCCCAGGAUGACCCUAGAAGUGGCCCUUUACUAAGGAAGGACCCAUCUUCCUAAUCCUCAAUGUAGUCCUCUUGAAAUGGAACUGGUUACCGAAAUCAAUCUCUAAUCCAUGGAAGUAUAGAGGAAUAGCUCUCUGGAGGGAAAUGAGAGGUGUGGAGGUGUACACGAGAGUUCUUACAGCUCUUACACCUAUAAGCAUCUCCUGUUCCAGCAGGCCCUCCCCCCCCACCCCACACACACAGGUCUUCUGUAAAUACCAUUCCCCUCCCCAUUAGCCCAUUGGGACCAAUAAGUGAGAACCACCUGCAUUUCACAAAGUGGGUAGGAGGAUUAACGAGUUAAAAGACCUGCCCAAGGCACUGGCCUUGAGCUGUGGUAUCCCUGGGAGCCUGGGUUACAUAUUAAAUGCCCCCACAUAACAAUGCAGGGAAGGGGCGUGGUGAUGGGCCUAUGAACUCAGAGUUUAGUGGAGGGAGGAGGCACUAUCACAGUCCAGAUAGAAAGUAGCAGAUGCCUUCGUUUGGGACUGAUCUUUAACGGGUCUAGGUGGGGGAUCCCAGACCGGGGAAGCUGGUUCAGGGGUUCUGGAGGCUCGGUUGGCUUUGUCAGGACCCAGAGUGAGCCAGUGGCUGGUCAGCAGGGCACGUGGGCGAAAAAGAUUUCUUCCUGGGAGGCGGGGAAGACAAGGCCACCUUUAUCGCCUUUUCAAAUCUGGGGCCCGAGAAAAGGUAACGGGGUAAACUACAACUCCCAGAAGCGUCUGCUCCCCGAAGACAAGGACGGUUGUCAUGGUUUCAGAAAACAAUAUGGCCGCUCCCAGCUGGGAGGGGCGUCUCCGGAUUAAAGAGUCUGAGGCAAAUCUGGGCUCCGGCAGUGGUAAGGGAGGAGGCGCUUGAGCGAUCGAGAGUUUGAGGCGGGACGCUGUACGGCUGGAACGAUUUGCCUUUGCUGAGGGCGCCAAUGGCGGGCAGCGUGGACGAGGAGGCGCUGCACCAGCUGUACCUGUGGGUAGACAACAUCCCUCUGUCCCGGCCAAAGCGAAAUCUCUCCCGGGACUUCAGUGACGGAGUCCUGGUUGCAGAAGUCAUCAAGUUUUACUUCCCCAAGAUGGUGGAGAUGCACAAUUAUGUCCCUGCCAAUUCUCUCCAGCAGAAGCUCAGCAACUGGGGUCACCUGAACAGGAAGGUGCUGAACAAGCUGAACUUCUCAGUACCAGAGGAUGUGAUGCGCAAGAUCGCACAAUGCACCCCAGGUGUGGUGGAGUUGGUGCUCAUUCCGCUGAGACAGCGCCUGGAAGAGAGGCAGAGGCCCAGGAAGCAGGGCUUGGGCUCCUUACAGGAGCUGGCUCCCCAGGAUGGCACUGGCUACAUGGAUGUGGGUUUGUCUCAGAAGGCUCGAGGGGAAGGUGCCCCAGAUCCCCAGGGAGGGGGGCAGCUCAGGGCGGGGCGGCUGCCUGUGCCUCCGCCUCCUGGGUAUAGCCAGGUGCUGCACGGCGACCCAAGCGUUGUCCUUCAGAUUGCUGAAAAGGAGCAGGAGUUGUUGGCCUCACAGGAGACCGUUCAAGUCCUCCAGAUGAAGGUGAGACGCUUGGAGCACCUGCUGCAGCUCAAGAACGUGCGCAUCGAUGACCUCUCCCGGCGGCUCCAGCAGGCGGAGCGUAAGCAGCAGCGCCUUUAAACUGGGACAUCGGCCUUUUUUUUUUUUCUGCCUUUGGACUCCAAUUGAAACACGGAUUCUUCCUGGGUCUUGAGCCUGCCAGCCUAUGGACUGGAACUUAAUGAUGGACUCUCCCAAGUCUCCAGCUUGCAGACUCGUCCUACAGAUCUUGCAGCUUGCCAGCCUCCAUGUUGCCUGUGCUAAUUCCUCUCUGUCUCCCAUUGGUUCUGUUUCUCUGGAAAAUCUUGACUGAUGCAAGAUUUUUCCGUAUCAGUACAUUGAAAAUUUCCUCUGCUUUUAAAGCUCUAUUGUUUGUAUCAAAUAAAAUUCUGUUGUCUGUACCAAA
This is a messenger RNA of Phyllostomus discolor (pale spear-nosed bat), 2804 nucleotides long. It is a transcript of the gene SPEF1, whose product is annotated as sperm flagellar 1. The transcript is spliced from 8 exons. Bases 1763 to 2479 code for a protein of 238 amino acids. The record is from RefSeq and is a predicted model, not a curated record. Gene Ontology annotation, biological process: regulation of cytoskeleton organization. Gene Ontology annotation, molecular function: microtubule binding. NCBI's taxonomy places the organism in Eukaryota, Metazoa, Chordata, Mammalia, Chiroptera, Phyllostomidae. Gene Ontology annotation, cellular component: axoneme.